CACACUGGUGCAUCGGAGUUCAAGCGCGAGCACGAAAGCACACGCAGUCGCUAACACUUGCUCUCCACUGAUAUCGAUCGAUGGCCAUGGUAGCGAGAGCCGCGCUGCUCCUGGCCAUGGUGGUCGUGGCAAGCGCCACCUACUGCCCCCCGCCGCCGGCGCCGGUGCCGGUGCCCCGCUACGGGUCGUGCCCCCAGAACGCGCUCAAGCUGCACGUCUGUGCCAACGUGCUGAACCUGGUGAAGGCCAAGAUCGGCGUGCCGCCAGCGGAGCCCUGCUGCUCGCUCCUCGACGGGCUUGUCAACCUGGACGCCGCCGUCUGCCUUUGCACCGCCAUCAAGGCCAACGUGCUGGGAAUCCACCUCAACGUCCCCAUCGACCUUAGCCUCAUCCUGAACAACUGCGGCAAGAUCUGCCCGGCCGACUUCCAGUGCAUCCACUAGGAAAGCUAGAAGUGCACAGUACUAUCCAUCGAGUGGGGUGUGUGGUUUGCUUUGGUUUCAAGCUUUUUGCUUUAUUUAUUUCUUAAAUCUAUGCUGGCAAUCUGGCCUAGUAUGUAUGUUCUCGCUUUCACACGAGAGGUAGCAUUAUGAUCCUUUGGAAUUUAAUUGAAGUAGUGAUUUCAUGA
This is a messenger RNA of Triticum dicoccoides, 628 nucleotides long. Its product is annotated as 14 kDa proline-rich protein DC2.15-like. NCBI's taxonomy places the organism in Eukaryota, Viridiplantae, Streptophyta, Magnoliopsida, Poales, Poaceae. The record is from RefSeq and is a predicted model, not a curated record. The transcript has a single exon. The coding region runs from base 81 to 443 and encodes 120 amino acids.